AUGACAAGAGUGCGGAGGAAGCGAGAAGAGCAUGUUAGAGCUCCUGUGCGACCGACGACUCCCCCAGAGCUCCGACAGGCUCUGGGUGUAGGAGAGAAGGGACAGCGGGAGGAGUUUGCGAGAAAGAUCCUGCAGGAUGUGAUGGCAGAAGAGAGCCGCCGUUCCUCUCGAAGCAGCAGGCGGGAGGACGUUCAGCGGUCAGAGUCAGCGAUGAGUUACUAUGGCCAUGAGCAAAGCUUGUCGAUGGAGUCGUUGCAUUUGAGGAAUAUCGAUUCGGCUCGAAGUCACCCGGACUUCCGCUCCUCGUCUCCUCUUGCCAUGUCGCAACGGCCGCACACGUCAAGAACUGUCGCUGUCUCCUUCUACGACGAGAAGUUGGAGGUAGAAGAUCAAGAUCCAAGUCACAUGGACGACGAGUUCUUCAUCACCUCAACAAAGUUUCACGAGGAGCAAUCGCAGCAGCCCAACUCACACCUGAGUGCUCCGCAACAUGAGCAUCAUGAUGGCGCCAACCACCUGCAGCACCGCCCUCUCCCCUCCGUGGUCAAGGAGCUUCUCCCUCACUACAUGGACCAGACGCCAACGGGGCGGCAGGAAGCAGCUCUUAAGAGUUGCUCUGAGCUCUCCAACAAGCUCGAGUCCGAAAUCAUCCGGUCCUCUCAGCAAGACACGCAAGAGCAGCAGAGCCUGCGCUUUCGCAUCUCCAAGUCUCGCCAGCAACUGGACAAUGAGAGCAAGCACCUUGAGCGCAGCAUCGACGUUAGCCAUGGCCGGAUCGCCAUCUACCCUGCCUCAGCGGCAGCUUCGAGGGUGAACUAUGAGUCGGGCCUCUCAUGGGCGCCAACAAGCAUCCCCUGGAGGAAGGAUCCCCUGUCAGGGGAAUGGAUCCGGGUAGACAAGCAGAGCUUCUGGGGUGGAGGCUACCACGUGGCUCGACCGAGAACAACAGAUGAGCCUUUUGUACAGUUGGAUGCAAAUUCCGUGAAGACCAUCGUCAACCCGGUUCUCCGCCAUAUCCGACCGCCCAAGAGGCUCGAGGAGAAGGAGCGAUCUCUCCGCAGCAAGGUGGGCGGAGGCUUCGGCAUGAGCGCCGUCGCCUCCUUGGGCGACCCGCGACCGACGCCCAGCAGGCCUGCGCUGGAACGAGGGCUCUUCUUGCUGCCACAGUGA
This is a messenger RNA of Guillardia theta CCMP2712, 1170 nucleotides long. RefSeq lists its product as hypothetical. NCBI's taxonomy places the organism in Eukaryota, Cryptophyceae, Pyrenomonadales, Geminigeraceae. Bases 1 to 1170 code for a protein of 389 amino acids. The transcript has 17 exons. The record is from RefSeq and is a predicted model, not a curated record.